AUGGUUCAGAAGCUCAAGAUUGCCGCUGCCGGCCUUGGUCGUAUGGGCGCUCGCCACGCCAUCAACUUCCUGCACCGCACUCCUCGCGCAGAGCUCGUAGCAGCUUUCACUCCUGACCCGAAAGAGCUCGCCUGGGCUAGAACCAACCUGGAGCCCCACGGAGUCACACUCUACACCGACUACGACGAGAUGAUCAAGCAAGAAGGCCUGCAAGCUGUAGUCAUUGGAACUGCCACAUCAGUUCACGCCGAGGAGGCCAUCAAGGCCAUGCACCAGGGCCUACACGUCCUCUGCGAGAAGCCUCUCUCCACCAGUAUCCCUGUCUGUAAGCAAGUCCUGGACGAAGCACUCAAGCACCCUCACCUGAAGGUCAUGUGUGGUUUCUCCCGUCGUUUCGACGAGUCUUACCGUGAUGCAUGGGAAAAGAUGGACAGAGGCUUGAUCGGUAGACCCACAAUCAUUCGCAGUCAAACAUGCGACAAGCACGACCCCAGUGGCUUCUUCGUUGAGUACGCUGCCUGGUCUGGAGGUGUGUUUGUGGAUAUGUCUGUCCACGACAUCGAUCUCGCUCUUUGGUUCUUCGGCGACGACAUCCAAGUCAAGAGUGUCUCAGCAUACGGUGUACGAGCUGUUCAACCUGAGCUGGCCAAGUACAACGACUACGACAACGCCAUGGGUAUCGUCGAGUUCUGGAAUGGUAGAGUGGCCAACUUCUACUGCUCGAGAAUGAUGGCUCAUGGUCAAGAAGACGUGACUGAGAUUAUCGGCACGGAGGGAAAGCUGACUGUCAACGGCCUUGCUCAGAAGAAUCACGUGCAAUACUAUGGCGCACAAGGUGUCACCAGAGAGAUUCCUGCUCAUUACUAUGGCAGAUUCGAACAGGCCUUCGUAGGGGAAGCCAACGAGUUUGCAGCUGCUUGUCUCGACAACACUGCGCUCCCCCUGAAGCUCCGUAACGCAGUCAAGGCAGUCGAGAUUGGUGCUCUUCUACAAGAGGCUCUGGUAAAGGGUAUUCAGAUCCGUCUGAACGAGGCUGGACAACGCAUCUCCGAUGCCCCAGCAGCCAAGCUCUAA
This is a messenger RNA of Aureobasidium pullulans EXF-150, 1074 nucleotides long. Its product is annotated as NAD(P)-binding protein. Gene Ontology annotation, cellular component: cytoplasm. The record is from RefSeq and is a predicted model, not a curated record. The coding region runs from base 1 to 1074 and encodes 357 amino acids. Gene Ontology annotation, molecular function: oxidoreductase activity; nucleotide binding. NCBI's taxonomy places the organism in Eukaryota, Fungi, Ascomycota, Dothideomycetes, Dothideales, Saccotheciaceae. The transcript is spliced from 2 exons. Gene Ontology annotation, biological process: NADPH regeneration.